This is a messenger RNA of Anguilla rostrata (American eel), 3030 nucleotides long. RefSeq lists its product as uncharacterized. Gene Ontology annotation, biological process: positive regulation of DNA-templated transcription. Gene Ontology annotation, cellular component: nucleus. The record is from RefSeq and is a predicted model, not a curated record. Gene Ontology annotation, molecular function: double-stranded telomeric DNA binding. Bases 255 to 1625 code for a protein of 456 amino acids. The transcript is spliced from 12 exons. Lineage: Eukaryota; Metazoa; Chordata; Actinopteri; Anguilliformes; Anguillidae.
CGCUUUUAACUUUUUGAUUUUCCCUCCCGGCGUAGUAAGUACUUCCUGCAUCAACUCGGGACGGGAGAGGGUGAGGGGUCAGAGACAGAAACGAAGUCCCGGAGACAGGAUUCUUUUCGCAGCAGCAUCCCGCUGCGGCUUCGCGAGGUGAAACAUUGCACAGGCAAGUGGGCCAAAAUUCCCGGGGAGGACUCCCGACUGCCUCGCCUGCCGAACAAUCCAUCACUCCGGCUGCCGCUACGGCAUAGGGAGCCAUGCGACAGUGGUGCCUUCCGGCUGUGGCUCCACGCACAGAACCGCUCCUGACUGGCCGACUGUCACCUCAAUUGUCAGAUGCCAGGAUGGAAUGCUGCGAGGUAGAGCCUCGGUACACCAUCGAGCAGAUUGACCUGCUGCAGCGCCUGCGUCUGUCGGGGCUGACCAAGCCCCAGAUCGUCCAUGCCCUGGAGUCCCUGGAGAGGCUGGACUCAGACCACCGGUCGCCCUACUGCGACACCCACGCCACGCCCGCCAACGCUCCUGCCGCUGCAGCGGCUGCCCCGUCUUCCUCCUCCUCCUCCCUGACUUCCACUACCACGCAGACCCCCAACAUAGACACCUCCCCGUCACCAAGCAACAGCUACGAGGCUUCCCCCCCACCCCAGUACCCCACCAGUGGGGGUCAGAGGUCGUUUAGCUACGACAUACCUGAGGAGGACUGGGACGUGGAAGAGAAAGUGGAGGAGUAUAUGAGGAGGGACAGUAACUUGGUGAAGGAGGAGAUCAAGGCUUUCCUCAACAACCGGAGGAUCUCGCAGGCCAUCGUGGGCCAGGUGACAGGGAUCAGCCAGAGCUACAUCUCCCAAUGGCUGCUGCAGCAGGGCCUGGAGAUGAGCGACCCCAAACGGAGAGCCUUCUACCGCUGGUACCUGCUGGAGCGCAACAACCCAGGGUUCCGAUGGAACGAAAGCCAGCAAACGCAGGUCCCCAGGACGAGGACAGAAACCCCCUGGAACAGACAGAGAGAGCUGCUGAUGCAGCUGCUCCCCUGGUACUCUGCCCAUCAAACACAGCCAGGUGCCAGCAUGUCUGUGCGUUCCCUUGUGAAAGAGGAGCCGGAUUGGAGGUCCAGUGGCAGCCCUGCAGCGAACGGGGUGGGGGGCGGACCUCUGCGGCUGCGCAGGGGGAGCCGGUUCACCUGGAGGAAGGAGUGCCAGUCCAUCAUGGAGAGUUUCUUCGUUGAGAACCAGUACCCAGAUGAAGCAAGGAGAGAGGAAAUCGCCAAUGCCUGUAACUCUGUGAUCCAGAAACCUGGAUGCAAGCUGUCCGAGUUUGAGAGAGUUACGGCCCUCAAAGUGUACAACUGGUUUGCCAAUCGCAGGAAGGAGAUGAAGAGGCGGGCCAACAUCGAAGCUGCCAUUCUUGAAAGCCAUGGAAUUGAAGUGCCAAGCCCCAGCUGCCACUCAAAUGGAGAGGAAGUAGAGGUUUCUGAGUUCUGUGAGCAGGAAGAAGUGUCCUCCAGGAAGGACACUGAGGAAGACGCUGGCUCACUGGCCCUUGAGGUAGCGGGCCUGCCCAGCCCUGGCGACCAGCUUGUGACUCAAAAAGCAGAAGAAUCUAAAAGGGAGGCAGCUGACGAGGAGUGAAUCCCGGGCAAGAACUUCAGGAAAGGACAUGGAUAAAGCUGGUGAAUCAAAGCUCCUGAACUGAGGGCUUCAGAGGGUGAGGUCAAGGCCAGGGGUGGUACGAGGUAUUCCUCUGGUGCCCCUCCCUCCCUGCCCCCUAGUGGUAGGGAGGCCACAGUAUGUAUCUCCAGUAAUUACGCUAAUAUUAAUGGCAAUAUUAAUCUCUUUAUAGUGCAUUCCAAGAUGAGUCUUAUUAAAGACCAUCUGAAAGGGAGAGGGAAGCAGGCUGUUAGAAGUGGGUGUGUCGUAGAGGGAAGGCCACUCCCUACUGCUAAAGCAUUUAUUUCUACCUUUUUCCGCUGCUUUCAUUUUAACGGCUUGGUGAAUUUCAGCGUUAAGACAAAAAAAUGGCCGCAGCCCAUGUGACUAACUCAGCUGUAACUUGAGAAUGGGUCCUGCAGGACAGGGAGAUGUGUGUGAGGUACACCUUCAGGGUCAGUGUGCUAUGAUGUGCUGUGUGAGUUCCCGGGGGGGGUAGGGGGUUAGGGGGGUUGGGGGGGAAGGGGGGGUGUUGACAAUAGAUGGGGACACUAACAUGUUCUCAGGUUUUCCGAGACUGUAAACAAAAAAACAAAAACAUGUAUGUAAGUAUACCACGUGGAAUUUUUGGAUCAAAAUUAUUACCCAUAAGUCCAUUGUCACUUAAGUGCUUAAUAUGUCAAAUUCACUGCUGUAGCUAAUUUAGAGGACAUUUUAAUAGGCCAAUUAUAUUGUGAAAACCUUAAUCUCUGUGAGAAGACCAUUGUGUCAGCAGGCAAAGCUAGUCGGCCGCAAGAGGUAUUUUUAGAGCUUUUCCACUGUGACGAGAAAGCAAUAGUAACGGACAAUUAUAUUCCUAGUGCCGCUUUCAGUAAAGUUUAACCCUUCUGAUACAGCCACAAGGUAAGAACAGAGAGAGAACACAAACACACUACGGCCAUUGCUCAUAAUAUGCUGUGAUGAUGUUUCUAGUUCUAAGGCCAUUUUGAUAAGCUAAAGCUUUAUGACUGCAAAGCUGCACUUCUGCAAGACACAUGGCUGACUUUACGCAUUAUGCAUCGAGCUGCUUCCCAGUUAAGUGGUCCACCUUUGGAAAUAUAACCACUUUAUCUCAAGGUCCUUACACAGCCAAAGUCAAACCAGGAUACAUUUACGCAGACAUAAGGUGUCAAGAGAACCGAUUAAAGGCAUAACCUGUUAAUAACACGGAUUAAUCAAAUCAAUGAGUGUAGAAAUGAACACGGGGCAGCUUAAAGCUGUGUAUUAAAGUGCAAUACUGGCCCUGUUCAUCUCUGCACUAGCUCCAGUGCUGUAUAUCGAUGUGGGCAAGACCCCUUUCUGUCUGCUUUUAUCUGAAAACUAAUAAAACCAAUAUAGGUGACUGUAA